GUGAGAAUGGCUGCAUGUUGCCCACUUUAUUUGUCUCUCUCUUUCCCUUCCAACCUCAUCCCAUUAAUCCAUUUUCUCUGCAGUACUCAAUUGAUCCCUUUGUUUUUCUAUUCGUUUUGAGAGCUUUGUGUGUAUGGCCGGCAUAGACUUGGGUUCAGCAUCGCAUUUUGUUCAUCAUCGCCUUCAACGCCCUGACCUUGAAGACGAUGACAACCAACACGACCAAGACAACGACAACGUUAACAAUCACGAAGGACUUGAGCUAGUUACCACAAAUCAAGGUCCCGGUGAUAUUGUCGCUCGCAGGCCAAGAGGGAGACCUCCCGGUUCAAAGAACAAGCCUAAGCCACCAGUUAUCAUCACAAGAGAGAGUGCAAACACGCUUAGGGCUCACAUCCUUGAAGUCAGCAGUGGCUGUGAUGUUUUUGACUCCGUCGCUACCUACGCAAGGAAGCGCCAAAGAGGGAUCUGUGUCCUCAGUGGGAGUGGCACCGUCACCAAUGUCACGCUCCGGCAGCCGGCCGCAGCCGGCGCCGUUGUUACGCUUCACGGAAGGUUUGAGAUCCUGUCUUUGUCGGGAUCAUUCCUUCCACCUCCUGCUCCACCCGGUGCCACCAGUUUGACUGUGUUUCUUGGUGGAGGACAGGGCCAGGUUGUGGGUGGAAACGUUGUCGGUCCCUUGGUGGCUUCUGGGCCUGUUAUUGUUAUUGCUUCAUCUUUUACUAAUGUAGCAUACGAGAGGUUGCCUUUGGAUGAAGAAGAAUCUAUGCAGAUGCAACAGGGACAAUCAUCUGGUGGUGGUGGCGGUGGUGGUGGUAGCGGCGGUGGAGUCAGUAAUAACUCUUUUCCUGACCCUUCUUCAGGGCUUCCAUUCUUCAAUUUGCCCUUAAACAUGCCUCAGUUACCUGUUGAUGGUUGGGCUGGGAAUUCUGGUGGAAGGCAAUCUUACUGAUCCACCUUCUUUGGGGGCACAAAGGUGAGAAGUUGAAUUCAUAUCAUAUCAUACAUAUAUUUUGCUUCCCUCUCUAAAUUUCCUUCUUUCCUUUGAAUUGUUUGUGAGGAAGUACUGAUAUUUAUCUGUUCAAGACUCCUUUUGUUUGGCUAGGUAUGUUGUAAGGACUCAGUUUCUAGGAACAACUGUAAAACGUGUUUAUCUUGGUUGUUGGAGUUGCUAGAUUAGUCCGUUGAGCAUUAACCUUGAGAUCAAUAAAUCAUAGGCUCAAAUCAAUAACACAAAUAUAUAUAUAUAUGUUUUGGAUUA
Molecule: messenger RNA, 1261 nt
Organism: Vigna angularis (adzuki bean)
Lineage: Eukaryota; Viridiplantae; Streptophyta; Magnoliopsida; Fabales; Fabaceae
Product: AT-hook motif nuclear-localized protein 23
Exons: 2
Coding region: 134-952 (272 amino acids)
Cellular component (GO): nucleus
Molecular function (GO): DNA-binding transcription factor activity; minor groove of adenine-thymine-rich DNA binding
Source: RefSeq, a predicted model, not a curated record